This is a messenger RNA of Drosophila novamexicana, 1568 nucleotides long. RefSeq lists its product as uncharacterized. Gene Ontology annotation, biological process: positive regulation of DNA-templated transcription. Lineage: Eukaryota; Metazoa; Arthropoda; Insecta; Diptera; Drosophilidae. The coding region runs from base 116 to 1513 and encodes 465 amino acids. The record is from RefSeq and is a predicted model, not a curated record. Gene Ontology annotation, cellular component: nuclear body. The transcript has 4 exons.
UACUUACAAAACCAAAACUCAUUUAAAGAGUUAUAUGACUUAAAUUGAAAUAGAAUACUGCCAAAUUGUAAAGUUAUGAUGUGAAAAGAACGCGAUUAAAUACUCUGCAUGAUCAAUGCACAUUUUAAAUUCAGUAACGCGCCAAAUGCUGUUUAUCGAAUCGGAACCAGUUAUUGCCGUUUUCAGGAAACUGAACUUUAUCGAAAUGUUAUCGAAAGUGCUUCAAACGACAUGCAUAAGUGUUGUAAAGUACCAAAAUAAAACCAGCAGCUGCGGGCUUGUAGUAAAUUCAACAAACAAAAACAAUAUUAAUUUCCUCGGCAUAAUGAGAUCCAACAAUGGGCAGCAGACCGUCCAACGCUAUCGAGUUAUCAACAACAACAAGAAACUACAAAUAAUAGGCAAAGCCGGCUUAUCGACAACCCAAAGGCAGUCCAACAAACGUUUCAUCCAAACAAAGUUAAGAGGUAGAGCGUCGCAAAACUUUUCGCCUCAACAUGAAUAUCAGGAAGACGAUCUGUCCGCAAUGAGUGACAUGGAAUAUCUGACGGAACCCGAGCGGGAUCAAGCCGACAAUCAGGAACGCGCAUUCCAGUCGAUUGCAUCCACGGUCCGCCCGCUGCUCCAGCUGUUUUCCGAAGAUUCCUGUUCACCAAAAAAGAACGUUUCCUCACUUCACAGUACAACAGUACAGGACGCUUUGCAUGACAAGCGACAGAUCAUAUACAAAGAUAUUCCUCUUUCCUCUGAGGAGGAAGAUGAAGACAGAGCCUCGCUGCAUGAAGAGGAACGUAAUUUAUUUCUGGAAGAUGAGGCGAUAGUUGCAUGCCCUAGGCUAGACAGUCUCAGUCGGUUUGAAUGGUCACCGAAAUCGACCAACAUAUUCCUGGACUUAUGGGAAAAGCACUUAAAGGACAUACGAGGGCCGCUAAAAAAAUCACUCAUACACAAAGAAAUGGCCGAGGAAAUGAGCGAAUAUGGACCAACUCACCGGGAAAUCAAAACAAAAAUGGACAACAUGUCUAGAAAAUACAGGUUGGAAAUGAAAAAGAUUAAGUCCGGAAAACCUACGAAUUGGCGGUAUUUUAAAAGAGUUCAAGCUCUAUUGGUUGGAACGCCGUCUGUUGAUUUUGAAGAAAUCAUUUUUGAUAAUACUGAGUCUUCAACAUUUUUCAAUGCGGACAGCAGCGAUGCAGAGCCCGAAGUCAACAAUAUGUCAGCUGAGGACAGGGAGCCGGAGCAGGAGACAGCUCCAGCUGCAGAGCCUGAGCAAGUACCAGAGGAAGAAGAACGCGUAGAUAAAAAUGUAGAACAGACCCCAGCGGUAUUACCCAGAUCUCAUAGGGAUGAUUUUUAUAGUACACCAAGAGGAGAGCCAACAGAACGAAUGAUGCAUAUCGAGGAACAGAAGUUGGCUGUCGAAAAAGAAAAACUACAGGUCAUGAAGCAUAUAUCCAGAGAACUAACAUCGAUUGGUCAAACAUUAAUUGAGUUGCUUAGAAAUGCAAAAUAGUAUAAUAAAAAUCGAACGUUGAAAAAAGUAUUUAUAUUGUUGGUUUGCUAGAAUA